AUGAACUCAUUAGCCACCGUCUUUCUUACUCUCUUGAUCACUGUCUCCACGGCCGCACCGGCGCUUCCUCAACGCGACGUUUUCUCGCCACCAGUAACCUAUCCUCGUUCUGGUACCGUAUGGCGCGUUGGAGAGCGGCACAAUGUCACCUGGGACAUGUCCGAUGCACCAGCCCACAUCACAAACGACGUGGGUAGGGUCGUGCUCGUCAAAAGUCAUGUCAUGGUCGACCUGAGUAUGCCCACGAUUAAUGAUAUUGUCUUAUCACUCACUCGCCCUUCCUCAGCCCAUCCUUUGGCCCAGGGCUUUCCUAUCAAUGUCUCUCGCCAUGAAAUUGUCGUUCCAAAAGUCAAAAGCGGCCAUGACUACCAAAUUCUCGUUUUUGGAGACAGUGGAAAUACAGGCGAAAUGUUCACCAUUCUUGAAUGA
This is a messenger RNA of Mycena indigotica, 429 nucleotides long. RefSeq lists its product as uncharacterized. The record is from RefSeq and is a predicted model, not a curated record. Lineage: Eukaryota; Fungi; Basidiomycota; Agaricomycetes; Agaricales; Mycenaceae. The coding region runs from base 1 to 429 and encodes 142 amino acids. The transcript has 2 exons.